UCCUCCUGCGUGCCUUGACUAUUGGAAUUACAAGUUUUGCCCAACUCGUGCGCCUAUAAGAAAGCCAACGAAGCAAGCUCCUCAAAACUAUACACCAAAUUCCUUCUUCUUCUUUCUAUCCGAGCAAGAAGCCAAUUGAGAAGCAACUUAUCAGUUUCCUUGUUUCCUCCCGGCCAGAGUAGAUGAUGACGGAUUCACUCACAGAGGAUCAGGUCGCUGAUUUCCGGGAAGCCUUUAGCCUCAUUGACAGGGACUCUGAUGGAUUUAUUACAGUGGAUGAAAUGGCUUCCAUUGUGCAGUCACUAGACGGAAAUCCUACAAAAGAAGAAAUUCGAGAAAUGAUAACUGAAGUGGAUAUUGAUGGUAAUGGGAGUAUAGAUUUUGAGGAGUUCUUGACUAUAAUGGGCAGGAAAAUGAAGUUCCAACAGGAAAAUCUGACAGAGGAACUAAAAGAAGCGUUUAAGGUAUUUGACAGAGAUGAGGACGGAUACAUUUCUGCCUCCGAGCUGAGGCACGUGAUGACGAACAUGGGAGAGAGGCUCACGGAUGAAGAGGCAGAGCAGAUGAUUAAAGAGGCGGAUUUGGAUGGGGAUGGUCUGGUUAGCUAUGAAGAAUUUGCAAGGAUGAUGAUGGCCAACUGAUCUCAAUCACCGUGCAUAGCAAGAGUAAACUUGUGUUGGCUGAAAAUUAGCCCCACCAACCUAUUCUGUAAAUCCUUCCUUUCAUUGUAUCAUACCAUAAUUAAGGGGGUGUUAGGAUGAAACCAAACUAUGGUUU
Neltuma alba is the source of this 777-nucleotide messenger RNA. Its product is annotated as calmodulin-like. The transcript has 4 exons. Lineage: Eukaryota; Viridiplantae; Streptophyta; Magnoliopsida; Fabales; Fabaceae. Gene Ontology annotation, cellular component: myosin II complex. Bases 183 to 641 code for a protein of 152 amino acids. The record is from RefSeq and is a predicted model, not a curated record. Gene Ontology annotation, molecular function: calcium ion binding.